Aspergillus oryzae RIB40 is the source of this 1323-nucleotide messenger RNA. RefSeq names its product proline iminopeptidase. Lineage: Eukaryota; Fungi; Ascomycota; Eurotiomycetes; Eurotiales; Aspergillaceae. Gene Ontology annotation, biological process: proteolysis. Bases 1 to 1323 code for a protein of 440 amino acids. The record is from RefSeq and is a predicted model, not a curated record. The transcript has 8 exons. Gene Ontology annotation, molecular function: peptidase activity.
AUGGCUGCCAAACUAGUAGACAAGAAGCUUCACAACGUCCCAGGGAAGCUCCGUGUAGCAGAACUGCUCUUUGACGUUCCAGUCAACUACAGCCGGCCAAAUGAUGGCACUUUGAGGCUUUUUGCCCGCAGUGUUCGGCGUUUGACGACUUCAUUUGAUGCUCCAAAGGAGGACAAGCAACUGCCUUGGCUUGUAUACCUACAGGGUGGACCUGGUUAUGGAUGUCGACCUCCUCAGGAGAAUGGCUGGAUUGGCACCGCCCUUGACAAGGGAUACCAGGUUCUGUUUCUAGAUCAACGUGGCACUGGCCUCAGCUCCACGAUCAGUGCAGGUACCCUUGCCUUGAAAGGCAAUGCAAUCAAGCAGGCGGAGUACCUGAAGAACUUCCGAGCCGAUAACAUUGUCAGAGAUUGUGAAGCCGUUCGCCGUUGCCUUACCGUGGACUAUCCCGAAGAUAAACGUAAAUGGAGUAUUAUCGGCCAGAGUUUCGGUGGUUUCUGCGCUGUGACGUAUCUUUCUAUAUUCCCAGAGGGGUUAGCGGAAGCGUUUAUUUGCGGCGGAUUGCCUCCUCUUGUCAAUGAUCCUGACCCAGUCUAUGCACGGACAUACGAAAAGCUGGAGGAGCGAAACAAGGCCUAUUACUCCAAGUUCCCUGAAGAUGUUGAGAGAGUCAAGAGAAUCAUGCAGUAUCUCGAGGAGAACGAUGUUUCUGUUCCGUCCGGGAGACUGACACCCGCGAGAUUCCAGCAAUUGGGUCUGAUAUUUGGCAUGCACGAGCUUGUUCUGCGCGCCUGGAAUGAUCUCGAGAUCUUUGGCUUCCUGACUCAUCCUACGCGCACUUCAAUCGAUGCCGCAGGUGGCUUUGAUGGUGCUGUUAUUUAUGCCAUUCUUCACGAAUCUAUCUAUUGCCAAGGGCAAGCUUCAAACUGGUCUGCGGAUAGACUUCGUUCGGCCAAUGCGAACUUCAGCAUUGAUGCCAGCCGACCAGAGAUCUGGUUUACGGGCGAAAUGAUUUACAAGGACAUGUUCGACUCGUACGACGAGCUCAACGAGAUCAAGGAGGCGGCAGACAUCCUCGCAACUACCAAGGACUGGCCUGCGCUCUAUGACGAGGCCCAGCUGGCGAAGAAUGAAGUUCCUGUCUACGCUGCUACGUACAUAGAUGACAUGUACGUGCACUUCAGUCAUGCCUCAAAUACGGCUGCGAAGAUCAAGGGUAUCAAACAGUUCAUUACGAAUACCAUGUAUCAUAAUGCUCUCCGAGCUAAGUCGGAUGAGGUUAUGCAGCAGCUUUUUGCCUUGAGGGACGACUCUAUUGAUUAG